AUGCUUGUCUCUCCCGCACCGCUCGUAUCGCACGACUUUUCUUCUUGCCAACAGUGGAGAUUCGGAUUCUCGUCGGUUUCGACGCUCGAAACACUCCUCGACAAGCCAAACGUUACGCUCGAAGAUGUGCUUGACGAGGAUGACUUGCUUCAGGAAUGCAAGUCGCAGAAUCAGAAGCUCAUCAACUUUCUUCGACAACCUCGCAUCGUCAAGAGAUUGAUGGAUCAUGUCGUCGGCACCGCGACCGUUGGAGGCACCGGAGGCAAAGACUGGGAGGAAAAGGUCAAAUUCAAGUAUCCCUACGUCGCUUCCGAGGUGCUCAGCUGCAGUGAAGUAUGGCCCAUCAUCGACGCCAUCUUUUCGGAUCCAAAGGAGUACCUCGUGCCCUUCUGGAACGCUGUCUUGACACCAACCCCCUCACCUUCGCAAGCGCCCUUGCCUAUGCACUCGCAUCCUCUAUUCGCCGAAAACGACGCCUCCUCCUCCACAGGCUCCUCGACGUCGACCUCGCCUUCCCCGCACCUCAGCGUCACCAACUUUUCCGAUCCUUCCAACACGGCGUCAGUCAACUCUGGCAGCUCACGGCCUUCCUCCGACUCCGAAUCGGAUGCCGAUGGCAGACUUCGCGCUACCAGCGCUCUCGAGAAUGGACCGGGACGAGGGGUGCUGGCUGGCUAUUGGGCCAAGGUCAACGGCGCAUAUCUCGAACGCAAACCUGCCGAAAUGCUCGACUUUAUCAAGGAUCAGCCGCGCAUUGUGGAGCGCUUUGUCGCGCAUCUCGAAACGCCAGCCGUGGUCGAUUUGCUAUUCCGCAUCAUCCAGAUGGAGGAGACCAUGCGUACGCCCGUUCAGUCAACCGACAUUAUCGACUGGCUCUCAUCCCAGGACUUGAUAUCCCGUACCGUCGAUCUUCUCGCACCCAACUACUCUGUCGACAUCCACAACACCGUCUCUGAGCUGCUCAAGGCCAUCAUCGCCCUUUCUGCACCUUCGCCCGCCGCCCUCAAUCAGGGCCAGGGUCAAGAGAUGGGCGGAGCUCUCGGAGAGGCGCAGGAGAAUACCGCUGGCAUCAACAACCGCCUCGUGCGAGAACUCGCCAGCGAGCCCAUUGUGCGCAAAAUGGUUGGCUACAUGCUCGACUCGCAGAUGCCGAGACACUUACACCGUCGUCUCACAGAUGUGGCGGAUGAGCAACUCUCGCAGCUCUCUUUGCAAGACUUGCGAAAGCCAUCUCAAAGGCGCGAUGCUUCGCUAUCGACACUCGAGGAAGGUGUCGCAUCUUCCUCCGCAGUUGAGGACGAUGACGAUGACGAUGAGUCCUUUGCACGACCUCUCAAUCCCCGCGAGUUCCCCGCCUCCGAGUCUCGCUCGCCCGGACAACACGAUCACCGUGGCUCGACAGCGACUGUGCGCCCCGAAAACCUAUUUCCACCCGUGUCGGCACCCACUGUACCUAUCACAUCCGAGACCUGCAGUUCGACACUGGUCACAUGCAUCGGAGUCUUCAUCGAGCUGAUCCGCAAGAACAACAGCGACUAUUUCGAGCAGCAUCUGCUCCGCACCUUGCACAACCACCUCGUCAAGCGGCAGAGCGAGUUGACGGAGAAGCGUCUGCAGAAGAGGGAAGAGGAAGAGGCUGCCACUUCAAAAGCAGCUCAGCAAGAAGGCGAAACGGUUGACCCGACGCACACAGACGACACCGAUGAUCCAGAAACGGCUCAAAAAGCGAUGGAUGGGCUGGACGAAGAGGAAGAGGACGUACAAGGCAUGGAGGAGGCCAUGGCCGAGAUCGUCGACAAGAUGGGCCUGGUGCAUCUCGGCCCCAUGCUUCGUGUCUUGUCCGAGCGACUUUCAGACUUUCAGCAGCUCGUCAAGGAACCGCGCGAGCGCGACGUCACCAUUCCGACCUCCGUUGGCGAUGUGGCCCCGCUUACAUUCGAGAGGUAUCGAAUCACUGAGCUUUAUGCCGAGCUGCUUCACUGCUCCAACAUGGCGCUGCUGAACCGCGCGCCUGGCGAGGGUCCGUGCUACUCUGAUGACGGCGUACUGACUGGCGGCCUUGAAGGGCUACAGACGCUCGCACGGACCCUGCAGGGAGGCGAUGGCCCAGAGGUAGGAGAUACUUCUGUGGGUACUGACAUGGCAGCUCCGCAGAGCCCUCACGAACAAGGCACGGCGAUCAGCACUGUGGCAGCAACAGCUGUAAACGAAAAUGACGCAAAUGACCAAAACGCAGCCCACGCUUCAGGCCACAGUCGUGACCAAUCGAGCACGGGAGCAUCCACCGAUUCAACGGACGAAGCGGACGAUGAGGCCCUUCUGAACGAGGUUGCGCUCGGCGACAAGCCUAUCGCGACAGCCGAGGCCGGUCACAGCAGUGUCGAGACAUCUGCUGAUGCGUCGUCGAAGGCGUCCAACAGGAAAAGCCCGCGCAUCACGUCGAGCGCCUCUCUCGAGGAGGGCAGAGGCGAUGCCGCUUCGGUCCACACUGCCCUCUCCGGACUUUCUCUCGCCGAAUUGACGUCGCCCAGACGGUCGGGUCCGCCCAGUCCCAUCGAUGAGGCAAAGGACUAUGUCAUCGGUGACAUGCUCAAGAGGAAGUUCCUCGAAUGCGGCAUUCUUCCAUCGCUGCUCGAUUUGUUCUUCGACUACCCCUGGAACAAUUUUCUUCACAACGUUGUUUAUGACAUCCUGCAGCAAUGCUUCAAUGGACGCAUGGACGUCGGCCUCAAUAGGAAGCUUACCGUCGCAGUGUUCGAUCAGGGACACCUUACUUCCCGCAUCGUGGAAGGACGCAAGCGAAAUGAAGACUCGGUGGCAGGUCCCCGCCGAAUCCGACUUGGUUACAUGGGCCACAUGAACCUCAUCGCUGAGGAGACCGUCAAGCUGCUGGAGCGCUAUCCGCUCGAGGUCGCGCGUCCCGUCGAGGCGUUUACCGAGCGCGAAGAAUGGCGCCAGGUGGUCUCGGAGACGCUGGAGGAGAUUCGAGAGAAGGAAGGAGGUCCGCUCGCGUUCAAUCGUGGUCACGACGGCAUGUCCAUGUCCUUCGGUUCUGGUGCAGAUGAUGACGACGAUGAUGGAGGCAUCGGCGGUGCUGGAAGCAGCUCCUUUGCCAGCUAUCUAUCAUCGCAAAUUGGCGGAGCGGCCGGUUCGGACGAUGACGACAGCGACGACGAGGCUUCGUGGCUGUCGAGCGAGAUGAAGCGAGGCGGCAAGGAGGGCAGCGGCUUCGACGACGCGUUCACACCAAGGCAAGGGUCUGGUGGCGGUGGAGGCGAGCUCGGCGACGACGACGAGGAUGACGAUUGGGGGCCGUUCGCGGACCCCAGCGACGCCAAUGCUGGCGGCGCCACCCAGAGCUUCGACUUUACUUCGUCUGGCGCAGCUGCGGACGGUGCUGCCAGCAACUCAAAUCCCUUCGCCGAGAAUCUAACUCCUGCUGACUGGUCGGCACAAUUUAGAAGGGAAUUUGAAGAAAGCGGCCCUCGACACGGUAACGAAAUGGAUGAGGACGAUGAGGAAGACGACGAAGAGGAGGAGAGCGGCGCUACUCAUACCGCCGCGGUCAGCAUUCCAUCCAAGCCUGUCGCCGACAGCGCCGAGCAAACAUCGGCACUGAGCUCAAGUCCCUUCUCGCCGCCGAAGGGGAUCGACGCUGCUUCGCUCGGCUCUGACGUCGUGAGCAAAGCACACGCCCGUCGCCCCUCACUCGGCCAGCUGGAAGCCGCCGAACUGGGCAGUGGCGAUCAAACUUCGCUUAACCGUCGUCGAGGCUCGCUCGGGUCUGCAGGUCCCGAGAUCGCAGAAGUGACAGAUGCAGAGGAUCCACUGGGACCUGGCAUGCCGACGACGGUGUCGCAGACUGAAGAGGGGAAGCUUCAGCGAACCCUGGCAGACGGAACAACGGUUGUGGUGCCGUUGGAUGAGGUGGCGCUGGGCGCUGGCGAGGCUGGAUCUCCUCCCAAGGGCAGCGCUUCGUAG
Pseudozyma hubeiensis SY62 is the source of this 3981-nucleotide messenger RNA. RefSeq names its product potential Sit4 phosphatase complex component. Gene Ontology annotation, cellular component: cytosol; nucleus. Gene Ontology annotation, molecular function: protein phosphatase regulator activity; protein phosphatase binding. Bases 1 to 3981 code for a protein of 1326 amino acids. The record is from RefSeq and is a predicted model, not a curated record. NCBI's taxonomy places the organism in Eukaryota, Fungi, Basidiomycota, Ustilaginomycetes, Ustilaginales, Ustilaginaceae. The transcript has a single exon.